AUGGAGCCUUCUUCGCCGCGAGGUGCGAAUCACUUCAGCGUCCUAAGCUCGUACUCUGCCUGUGAUGUCUCUGAUGCCCUGCUCAAGUUGCAACAACCAGACUCUGGAGAGAUACUUCAUGCAGGGUAUCUGGCUGACAUAGGUGAGCUUGUCCUCAACCGCCUCUUCUCGCAGAACGUUGAUUGCUGGAUCAGUACCAUAUGCACCCUUCCCACAGCAUUUGGGCUCCUAAACUCCAUCACAAGCCCACUGCCAGAAUCAGGUCCUAACGCCAUCCCCAAGGGACAGCAUUGGGUCGAUCUUACUGACGAGGGCACUGUGAUGGUGAUUGAGCAGCCUGAGGGACAAUCGUGCGCCGCCAUUGGAGGCAUCAUGGCCUUACGUAUGAAGACCAGGGGUGCAAUGGGUUGUGUGGUUGGGGGCAGGGUUAGAGACUUGGAGGAGUUGAAUAACUGUGGCCUUCCGGUGAGUGCUCCAGGAACCAUCAACAGAAUAUGGAAACCGAAAGCAUCUGCACCGGUAUUGGUUGGACAUGCGCCCAGCAUGCCUAGCCAGGUCUGCCUGUGCAAUGCUCUCUACCCUGUCUGUUUCUUUCUGUUUGAUAUGCUCGAUAUUUCGUUCUGUUCGCCGCUCUAUCCGCUCUAUCUGAGGGAGCCAAGAGGGAUAUGCAUCGGCAUCACCCAACAGGCGAGAAAGGCUUCAGUGGUGUCGAGUCCUCCUGUCAAGGUCUGGGCUUGCGGCAAGUCAACAGUGGGUGCUGGAGCGGAAUCAAAAGUCUUUGCUCGGAACAUUGACGUGACAAUCGGUGGUGUCAAGAUAUCACCAGGAGAUAUUAUCUUUUGUGAUCCACUCGAAGGAGUAGUUGCCAUACCUCGGAAUCUCUUGGACAAAGUCAUUUCGAUGGUCCCAAAGCUGGUUGCCGCAGACGAGAAGAUCAAGGAAGAUCUUCAUCGAGGGGGAAGUGUAGCUCGUGCUUUCAGAACCCAUCGAGCCUGA
Endocarpon pusillum Z07020 is the source of this 996-nucleotide messenger RNA. RefSeq lists its product as uncharacterized. The record is from RefSeq and is a predicted model, not a curated record. The transcript has 5 exons. The coding region runs from base 1 to 996 and encodes 331 amino acids. NCBI's taxonomy places the organism in Eukaryota, Fungi, Ascomycota, Eurotiomycetes, Verrucariales, Verrucariaceae.